GUGGCGUUCUCACACCGUUGAUCCUAACAUUAAAAGGUUAAUGAUAUUGAUCUUACGCUUACCGUCGAUCCCCUUUGUUGAAAUCUCGCAGGAAGCCACCAAUUACAAAUACCUCAACUUCCUUCCCGCUUGUCCACUCCGUACAAUGCAUUUGGGCAGCUCCUUCUCCCUCUCAUCGACGAGAACUGCAUAUUUCAGGGCUAGGUGCAGGAGGACCCCACCACCACUACCGGCCUUCUCGGGAUCUCAUCACGCACCACAGCAAACACCUUACAUCUUCACCUCCGCCCUCAACCCCACCCCCACCUACACCACCACCACCAUCUUGACUCGUUCCUACAGCAGCACCACCAAACCUUCAUCCACCAUCCCUUCAGCAGCAGCAUCGGAAGCAGACCAUUUCGACUGGCGCAAAAUGGCCGAACUCAACCGCGAGCACCUUAAGAAGGACCACAAAAAAGUGUUCGAGCACAACCGCGCCUGGGCCGCGCACCAAACCACCCAAGACCCCGACUUCUUCACCAAGCUGUCCGCAGGGCAAAGUCCUGAGUACCUGUGGAUCGGCUGCAGCGAUUCACGCAUCCCCGCGGAGCAAAUCACGGGCAUGUCACCCGGGGAGGCCUUCGUGCACCGAAACAUUGCCAACCUCGUCUGCAACACGGACCUCAAUGUCAUGAGCGUUAUCAAUUAUGCUGUGCGCCACCUCCAGGUGAAGCACAUUGUCAUUUGUGGACACUACGGAUGUGGCGGCGUCAAGGCCGCUAUGACGCCUAAGGAUAUGGGUCUGCUUAAUCCGUGGUUGAGGAAUAUACGUGAUGUGUACCGAUUGCAUGAGGAGGAGCUCGAUGGUAUUCCCGACGGGCCGGAGCGGUAUGACCGGCUGGUCGAGUUGAAUGUCGUGGAGCAGUGUAGGAAUAUCGUCAAGACGGCAGCGAUUCAGCAGUCGUAUGCCCGUAAUGGGUUUCCCAUCGUGCAUGGAUGGGUUUUCGGGUUCAAUGAUGGAUUGCUCAAGGAUUUGGAGGUCGAUUUUGAGUCUAUGCUGCGUAAGGUGCAGAAGAUUUACGACUUGUCUGAGAGCCAUGAGCAUUGAGCAAGCAGGCUUGAAAAGAGGGCUUGGCGGGUUCAGACGCAUUCAGGCCGGCGAACAUGGUGCGACGGAUUAGGAUUUGGGCGAGUAAGCCGGCUUGGCUUGGCGGGAUCGUUGAGGACGGACGAGCAUCCGACCCGGGGUACAAACUGUGGGGGAGGUGGGAACGGAACAGGGGUCAGAGAACGGAUAUGAAUGAAUUUUCUUGUUGAGAAAACUUGUUGAGAAAACGGAAUGAAUAUGUUAUAGAGCGGGUUACACCCAUGGAUUCGGCAAGAGGGGCGUUAAAGAUUGCCAAUCGGAGUCAGUAUGUCGGUUCGUUGGAGUGCGUUCAUUACUCGAGUAUACAUUCACCCUCAGAGCAACUGUAGUUAAUAUGGCUAACAAAACGUCAUUAACGUCUUCGUGCCGCGUCGUAGAAUUCUAAGGCUGGCAUGUCUCACAGUCUUGACUACCUAAAACCAGCUG
Messenger RNA from Pseudomassariella vexata, 1555 nucleotides. RefSeq names its product carbonic anhydrase. The coding region runs from base 41 to 1090 and encodes 349 amino acids. Gene Ontology annotation, molecular function: zinc ion binding; carbonate dehydratase activity. Gene Ontology annotation, biological process: cellular response to oxidative stress; cellular response to carbon dioxide; carbon utilization. Lineage: Eukaryota; Fungi; Ascomycota; Sordariomycetes; Amphisphaeriales; Pseudomassariaceae. The transcript has a single exon. Gene Ontology annotation, cellular component: cytoplasm. The record is from RefSeq and is a predicted model, not a curated record.